This is a messenger RNA of Equus quagga, 2192 nucleotides long. It is a transcript of the gene ANKRA2, whose product is annotated as ankyrin repeat family A member 2. Gene Ontology annotation, biological process: regulation of gene expression. Gene Ontology annotation, molecular function: protein binding. Gene Ontology annotation, cellular component: nucleus. The record is from RefSeq and is a predicted model, not a curated record. The transcript is spliced from 9 exons. Lineage: Eukaryota; Metazoa; Chordata; Mammalia; Perissodactyla; Equidae. The coding region runs from base 685 to 1641 and encodes 318 amino acids.
GCGGCCCAGCGCCUGUGACUCGGCGCGGCCUGCUGAGCGGCGCGGGUUGUGGAGUGCUCGCGCCGGGGACCGCGGCGCAGCGGCGGGAAGACGCCCGGAGCUCUCCGGCGGCGGGGAUGCGGAUCGGUUUGGGGCCCGAAAACGAAAGGAGAAAUCGGAAGUGACGUCGGGUGCAAACAAGCCGGGCCGGGUGGCCUGCAGUGAGUCUGCGGCGGCAGAUGGAAAGGCCCGCCUUGCCGUGGGCCGUCGAGGGUGGUCGCGAGGCCCAGCGCUCCCGCCCGGCCAGCCCCGAGCCCGGGUCCCCGGGACCCGCCCGCCGCGGGACAGCCCAGGAUUAGGAGGACCCGGGGGCUCCCGUCGUGAGCAUCCACUGGGGACUAGCACAGUGGCGCACUUUUUCUCGUGAGGCGCUCCCCCUUCAUCCCUGGGCUCCGACACACCGAGGUGAUCCUGGCUCUCCUUGGCCUUACCUCUUUUUCUCUCCGCCUCCUCUUCUCGAUCAUCUUUUUCACCCCUCCUUCUAUUCUUCAGAAUUUUGGCCUCAUCAGUCAACUUAGCUUCUCCUCUCUGGAGUAGUGCCACGAUACGGGUUCUCUUUCCACUCCCUCCUCCCCAGAGUCCGGUGCUCUUCUCCCCUCAAACACUGGUAAUUCCAUCUAUAAACCCUGAUUUAUAACAUGGAAGAUGUUUAGAGCUGGAAAGAGCACUAGAGAUGCCCGUUUCAACCAUCUUCAUUUCGUAGGUUUUUUAACAUCCAAAUUCCAAGAAUAUACUGGAUACCGGUCUUAUAAAACUAAGAGGAAAUCAUCAAGAAAUGUUUUAAUUAUUGAAACUACGGUUGAAAUCAUGGCUACAUCAGCAAAUCUGGAUGUUGGAGCCCGGCUGAUAGUGGAGGAAUGUCCCGCCAGUUACAAUCUAACUGGCGUGCCAGACGUCAAAAGAGAACAGCCGCUGGAUGCAAGUGCAGAAGAAGGAUCCGCGCAGGGUGUUGCCAUGGGAAUGAAGUUUAUAUUGCCUAACCGAUUCGAUAUGAACGUGUGUUCUCGAUUCGUGAAGUCCUUAAACGAGGAGGAUAGUAAAAAUAUUCAAGAUCAGGUUAACUCUGACCUAGAGGUGGCAUCUGUCCUCUUUAAAGCUGAGUGCAAUAUCCACACGUCUCCUUCUCCGGGAAUCCAAGUGAGGCACGUCUACACUCCCUCCACAACCAAGCACUUCUCCCCCAUCAAACAGUCGACUACUUUAACCAACAAACACAGAGGAAACGAGGUCUCCACCACGCCUCUGUUAGCAAAUUCUUUAUCUGUUCACCAGUUGGCUGCUCAGGGAGAGAUGCUCUACCUGGCUACCCGUAUUGAGCAAGAAAAUGUUAUCAAUCACACGGAUGAAGAAGGGUUUACUCCUCUGAUGUGGGCCGCAGCACACGGGCAGAUAGCUGUGGUGGAGUUUCUGCUUCAGAAUGGUGCCGAUCCGCAGCUUUUAGGAAAAGGUCGAGAAAGUGCACUGUCCCUGGCCUGCAGUAAAGGCUACACAGAUAUUGUCAAAAUGCUGCUUGACUGUGGAGUUGAUGUCAAUGAAUACGAUUGGAAAAUGGAGCUGACCCAACAAUUGAAACCGACUCCGGAUAUAAUUCUAUGGAUUUAGCUGUCGCCUUGGGCUACAGAAGUGUUCAACAGGUUAUUGAGUCACAUUUAUUGAAGCUGCUUCAAAACAUCAAGGAGUAGACGUCAUCGUCAGGAAGCGUUACCUGCCCUGCGUUUACUUUGGGGCCCUUAUAAAUGAUAGUUUUGUUUACUUAUAAAUUUUUACCUCAGUUGCAAUAUUUACUGAUUUGAUUUUUAGUAAGUUUUAAUAAAUAUUCUUCUGAGUAAUUCACUGGUUUAUAAUAAAGUUAAUGUUGAUGCUUUUUAUAUAAAUGUGUUUUACUGCAUAUUUAAAAUCAUAAAUUAAUGUUUUGUGGCGUGUAAAUUGUUACGGUACAGACACUCAUCUGUCUUUGUAUCAAGUGCUGUAAUUUAACACGUUCAGAAAUUAUUCUGCCCUAUUCAUCUUGACUCUUGUAUCAACUCCUUGACUUUAUAUGGGGUUUGCUAUAAAUCCAUAGGAGAAAAGAUUGUUAUUGUUGAAUUAAAAAAUGCACAGUGUGAUUGUUUACAAAAUGAUAUAAUAAAUAAAGUACUUUUUCUGUUAGUGUG